AUGCACACCAAGUCGCGAUUCGGUCACAAAGUCGUGCUCACAUUUGAAAUGCUGAAGGACGUCGUCUGCUAUCCUGCACUUUUUCUCUUGGUUUACGCAGUACUCAUUUUGUUUAAUCAAUUGCGUGAAUUUGACCUUCGCGUUUGUUGUGUCAUCUGGACGGUGACAGACAUUGCAUUUGUUUUGAUGAAGAAUUGCCAAAAUAGAGGAUGUCACAAGGCAGUUCAGACCGAUGAUUAUGUGGAAGAAGAAGAAGAGGACUCUGCGGAAACAUCUGAUGCGGAGUUUAUCAGAUUGCAGCGAAUACUCAAUUUCUUCGCGCAUAGAAGUCGUUCAAUGUGGACGUUACGGUUACAAACCUUAGUAGGGGAAGAAACAGGAGGAGCAGCCGCUGACACGAGCUAUGGAAUAGAAGAAAUUCCUGAUGGAUGCGGGUGGGAAGGUGGGGGCGUGAAUAAGGCAAGGAAGAGUGAGGCCGACAAGAGGAAGAGGGGUAGUAAGGCAAAGUGCUGUUUGAUGAAGGAGGAGAAUGGCAGAAUGGAGAAAGAGGUGAAGGAGGAGGAGGUGUACGAGGAGAAUUGGGAGGAUGGGAAUGUGACGGAAUCCCGUGGAAGGAGUCGUCGCUGUGUGAAAAGGAUAGAAUUGAGGAGGUGGGUGAAGAGUGGGCAGGAUAUGCACGGUCUGAGGAAGACGACUACUUUUGCUGCAUUUGUUCACGACGAGAGGUUCACAGGUCAUUUGGUUGAGUGUGAAGCUGGAAUUGCUCUGACUGAUUGCAAACGCACUACUCGGCACGCAAGGAAUGUGAGACUGCCUCCAUCGCAUCGCAAAGAGUCGUCAUGGAAUGAAUGGAGAAGUAGAUUUUCAUGCAUCUAG
Molecule: messenger RNA, 876 nt
Organism: Echinococcus granulosus
Lineage: Eukaryota; Metazoa; Platyhelminthes; Cestoda; Cyclophyllidea; Taeniidae
Exons: 3
Coding region: 1-876 (291 amino acids)
Source: RefSeq, a predicted model, not a curated record